AUGAUGAGCAAGCAGCCCUUACAACCGAGCAUCAGUGUCUGCUUGCAUGCAGACCACGUUGGUGUUGGUGAGGAUGGCUCGAGGCUUCUUUGGGACAGGCUCAACACUCAAGUCUUCAUUCGCCUCCUCGGCCGUCGCGUCGUCGGCUCGCUCAUGCUCAAGGUGCGCGUCGAUCUCCUCCUUCUGCGGGCCUGUCUUGCUGCCAGGCGUGAGGCCUUCAGGCAGGCCCUCAGUACCGAGCUCAGCCUCACCCACGACCAUCCCAGCCGCAGGGCCCCGCGCCUCGUCUACUCCUACAAGCUCUGCUUUCUGUGGAAGGCGGAGGCGAGGACGGAGGAGCCCUCGCCUUCGCCCUAG
Messenger RNA from Guillardia theta CCMP2712, 357 nucleotides. RefSeq lists its product as hypothetical. The record is from RefSeq and is a predicted model, not a curated record. NCBI's taxonomy places the organism in Eukaryota, Cryptophyceae, Pyrenomonadales, Geminigeraceae. Bases 1 to 357 code for a protein of 118 amino acids. The transcript has 2 exons.